AUGUUUGAGGAACGUCAGGACGCAGAAGCGUCCGCGACUCAUGGCGGUUCUCAACUUCGACAGGCUUUUGGGAGUGAAACAGUUUUACAGGCCUCCGCUGUCUCCGCCGCCGUCCCCCUGGAUACUUCAACGGGAGUGCAAAACGAUCGGGAAUUGGCGAACUAUCAUCAUCGGCAGUUGGAUGCUCUCAUAGGGCUUUACUAUGAGUUUAACCAUCUCACAUUUAUGAAGCUUCCAAUGAAGGAUACGCUGCAGCUGCUUCAACGCUGCGGGCGGGAGGCGGUUGCGCACAUCAUGGAGUUCGAGAUGCAACUGCGCAUGCAACGCGAGACACGACUUAAGGAGAUGGAUGCCGUGGCGAAAGAGGAGAAGGAACUGAAGUGUCGCCAACUGGAGGCGCAAGGAAAAAUUCUGGAGAUACAACUGCAGGCGGCGGAAACGAUGCAGCGUGGUAUAGCCGAGGAAGAGGAAGAGGAAGAGGAAGAAGAAGAAGAGGGUAGAGUACCAUAG
This is a messenger RNA of Trypanosoma rangeli, 510 nucleotides long. RefSeq lists its product as uncharacterized. The record is from RefSeq and is a predicted model, not a curated record. NCBI's taxonomy places the organism in Eukaryota, Euglenozoa, Kinetoplastea, Trypanosomatida, Trypanosomatidae. The transcript has a single exon. Bases 1 to 510 code for a protein of 169 amino acids.